ACUCCACCUCGAAGAAGAAGAAGAAGAAGAAGAUGCCUUGUCUUUAUAUCUCUACUAACGUCAACCUCGAUGGCCUUGACACUGACCCCGUCUUCUCUGCCGCCACAAAAGCCGUUGCAGAGAUCAUCGGACGACCGGAAAAUCUGGUAAUGGUGAUACUGAAGGGAUCAGUAGCCAUAUCGUUUAAUGGGAAUAAAGAACCCGCGGCUUACGCGGAGAUAGUUUCGAUGGGUGGCAUUAACAAAGUAGUGAAGAGGAAGCUCAUUUCAACUCUUGGUUCAAUCUUACAAGCCAAACUGUCGAUUCCCACCACAAGAUUUUUCCUCAAAGUUUAUGAUACGACAGCGGGGCAAACCAGGUCCAAAUUAUGAUUUCUCAAGAGGGGGCCAAAAUGGUUAAUAUCUAUGGUACGGAAUUUUCCUUUUUUUUUUGGUUUUCAGAACUGAACUGGGGCAGGCAAUCUAUUACUAUGACUCAGAAUAAAGACUGUUUAAUUAGAUGUUGAUUAUUGAGCAUUUACUUUAUUGAUAAGAAAUCAAUUAAUUAAAAGGUUA
Pistacia vera is the source of this 554-nucleotide messenger RNA. RefSeq names its product macrophage migration inhibitory factor homolog. The record is from RefSeq and is a predicted model, not a curated record. Lineage: Eukaryota; Viridiplantae; Streptophyta; Magnoliopsida; Sapindales; Anacardiaceae. Gene Ontology annotation, molecular function: phenylpyruvate tautomerase activity. The transcript has 2 exons. The coding region runs from base 33 to 371 and encodes 112 amino acids.